Messenger RNA from Gamsiella multidivaricata, 705 nucleotides. RefSeq lists its product as uncharacterized. The transcript has a single exon. The annotation marks the transcript as partial. The record is from RefSeq and is a predicted model, not a curated record. Lineage: Eukaryota; Fungi; Mortierellomycota; Mortierellomycetes; Mortierellales; Mortierellaceae.
UCCAUCGCCUCGACACAGGCCGCUACCGGCACUGUCCACACCGCCGGUGCUCCUCUGAACAUCCACUCCGGACCCUCCACCUCGUCCAAGGUCGUCGGAUCAAUCAAGAACGGCGCUAAGGUCACUAUCGACUGCACGGCCACCGGUACCAAGGUCACUGGCAAGUACGGCACCUCCACCAUCUGGGAUCACGUCCCUGGCGGCUAUGUCACCGAUACCUACGUCUACACCGGAACCGAUGGACGUGCUGCUCCUGCAUGCAAGGGUACUACUCCUCCUCCUUCUGGUAAUAACCUGCCCGGAUUAAAUGCACGUCAGUCUGGAUACGCCCGCACGAUCGCCAAGGCUGCCCAUACCUACGGAGUCGGUGCCCGUGGUUGUGCCGUUGCCAUUGCCACCGCCUUGGUCGAGUCCAAUAUUGCGGUUUAUUGCAACUACAAGGUCGCGGGAUCCUGCAACUUGCCUCACGAUGCCGUGGGAUCCGACCACCAGUCGGUCGGCAUUUUCCAGCAGCAGUCUCCGCUAUGGGGAACUGCUAAACAGUGUAUGGACCCUGCCAGCUCUGCCGGUUUGUUCUAUAAGGCCUUGAAGGGCGUCAAAGGCUGGGCUAGCAUGCCGAUUGGAACUGCCGCUCAGCGCGUUCAGCGCUCGGCUUACCCAGACCGCUAUGCCACCCGCGCGAGUCAGGCCGUCAGCAUUUGUACC